Aspergillus candidus is the source of this 1497-nucleotide messenger RNA. Its product is annotated as RNA-binding protein. The transcript has 5 exons. Bases 105 to 773 code for a protein of 222 amino acids. Gene Ontology annotation, cellular component: nuclear speck. Lineage: Eukaryota; Fungi; Ascomycota; Eurotiomycetes; Eurotiales; Aspergillaceae. The record is from RefSeq and is a predicted model, not a curated record. Gene Ontology annotation, molecular function: RNA binding. Gene Ontology annotation, biological process: mRNA splicing, via spliceosome.
CCUGAUUGCUCCCACCAUCUGGCAUCCAACCUACAACUUAUCACUGUAGUGUUGCCCGUGCUACCCCGAUAUUCCACACGAUCCACUCAACGCCCCCAACGAAAAUGUCGCGCCCUGGUACUACUCUCUAUGUUACCGGCUUCGGGCACGGCACUCGAGCUCGCGACUUAGCCUACGAAUUCGAACGAUAUGGUCGCCUUGUUCGUUGUGACAUCCCGGCCCCGCGUACGCCCUCUAGCAGACUGUUUGCAUUCGUCGAAUAUGAAAGCCGCCGUGACGCCGACGAUGCCUAUCACGAAAUGCACAACAAACGGAUUGGCAGAGAUGAUUUGCUGAAAAUUGAAUGGGCCCGAACUCCUCCAUCGGCCUCAUGGCGUUUCGAUUCUGGUCGUGACCGUCGCCGUGACCGUACCCCUCCUCGCCGUGGUCGUUCCCCAUCCCCGCGCCGGGGUCGCAGUGACUACUCGCCUCGUCGGGAUGAUAGGUACGAGCGAGAGUUUGAACGGCCUGAUCGCGACUACGAGCGCCGUGAUCGCGACUACGAGCGCCGUGAUCGCGACUAUGACCGCCGUGAUCGCGAGCGCGAGCGCUCUCGUGAUCGCUCUCGCAGCCCUGAUGACAGAGAACGUGAAAUCAAAGAUGAUAGGGAUCGCCGUGAUGAUGAUCGUGAAAGACGCGAAGACGAGCGCGAAAAUGGUCCAAAUGGCGAGGAUAGAAAAGCUUCCCUAGACCCUUUAACUUCCGUCCAUGAUGAGCUCGACACCGCCGAGUAGGGCGGUAAAACCCAUUCAUCGCACCAGCCUCUCCUGUGUUCUGCCGAGGAGCAGGCGACUAAAUGGAGAAAGAUGAAGGACUUUUUCCCCAUUGCUGAUACCACGCUGUUAGAUCAGCAAAUUGAAACGAACAUGAACACUGCCAGGAGAAAUUGUACACCGGUAUUUGUCCUAGACACCGAAUCACCCUUUCUUGUUUGUUGUAUACUCUCAAUGUCUUAAUCGUUACUGUCACAGUUGCUUCCGACGAAACGGGAAGUGGAGGAGAGCAAAACCAGGGCAAAAUGAUCCUUAUCAAUGGUGAAAUGAGUUAAAAUAGGGAUCAUAAACUCAGGGGUUUGGUUUGGUUUUUCGUGAUUGGGUUUAUUUAUUCAUUCUGGUCAGCAGCUCGAAUUUUUGCCGAACGAAUCUCCUUACUCCGCCAGUUUUGUCGUCAUUGCGUUCCACACGAUCUUCGGCGGCCCGUCGUCCGUUUUAAUCACAAAUUAAGUCGAUUAACAUUCCUUUGACCCGUCCCGUACGAACCGUCGAUACGAGCGAACUUCCCAUUAUUGUCUCUCGAGACCGAUUGUAACAUCAUAGUGGAACUGAAUUAGUAGUAGUAACAAUAACUUCGACGCGCGGUGGAGUGCCAGACUGAGAAGCGGAAGGCCAAACAGUGAUUAUAUAAAACCAUCAAAUUUAUGUAAAGGUAUAUGAAUUGAAGGUCGGAUGCUUACUCAAA